Molecule: messenger RNA, 384 nt
Organism: Dovyalis caffra
Lineage: Eukaryota; Viridiplantae; Streptophyta; Magnoliopsida; Malpighiales; Salicaceae
Source: the annotation of a GenBank genome assembly
AUGGAAAAAUACAGAUCCAAAUCGUACGCAGAUGGACGGUACCAAAUACAAAGCUACAACGGUACUGGUAAUGGAGGAGGAGCACCUACUUCAUAUGCUAUCACUAGCAUGCAGGAUCUCAGGUGUUACAGUGCUUCCUAUGCAACCUCUGUCUACCAAACACAAGCCCAGAUGGGAACUAGUGAUAUCAAAUUCAAGAAAGGAAAGUCAACUAACGGCUCAACUUCUAAAAGAUGGAGCUUCAAUGAUCCUGAGUUACAAAGGAAAAGGAGAGUGGCUAGCUAUAAGGUUUAUGCUGUUGAAGGAAAAGUUAAAGGGUCUUUGAAGAAGAGUUUUAGGUGGAUUAAAGAAAGGUGUAGUAGAGUUGUUAAGGGCAACUGGUAG